Molecule: messenger RNA, 1292 nt
Organism: Astyanax mexicanus (Mexican tetra)
Lineage: Eukaryota; Metazoa; Chordata; Actinopteri; Characiformes; Acestrorhamphidae
Gene: lim2.4
Product: lens intrinsic membrane protein 2.4
Exons: 5
Coding region: 312-833 (173 amino acids)
Cellular component (GO): plasma membrane
Molecular function (GO): structural constituent of eye lens
Source: RefSeq, a predicted model, not a curated record
CCCACAGCCACACACUGAAAUGGCAGAGACACCAGGGCCCCUAACCUAGUCCACUAAGUGCAUUUGUUUAGAGGGCAGGGGUAGCCUUUAAAGGAUUUUGCCUCCAUCAACAGAAACCAGAAACAGGGGGUAACUUUUUUGGAAUUGUGCCGAGGGAGUCUCUCUGACCAUUUCUCCUCUGCAUCUGAACACCUCUCUCUUUCUCUCGUUCACUCUCUCACUCCCUCUUUACUCCAAAAGCGUAAAUAAAGAGGGAUUUACUUCAGAGAAAACAAGUGUGUAUCCCUCUGCCGGCUGCAGUUUUUGUCAGGAUGUACAGCUUUAUGGGUGGCGGUCUAUUCUGUGCCUUUGUGGCCAACAUCCUGUUAGUGGUGUCCACCGCAACAGACUACUGGAUGCAAUACCGGCUGUCAGGCAGUUACGCCCAUCAGGGCCUCUGGAGAUACUGCAUGGCCAACAAAUGCUACAUGCAGACUGCAAGCAUUGCAUACUGGAAUGCCACACGGGCAUUCAUGAUCCUGUCGAGCAUGGCAUGUUUCGGGGGCAUCAUGGCAGGCAUCUUGUCCUUUGCACAGUUUUCUGUGUUUGAGAGGUUCAACCGCUCCUUUGCUGCAGGCGUCAUGUUCUUCAUCUCCACAUUUUUUGUGAUGGUGGCUAUGGCCAUCUACACAGGAGUGACCCUGAGCUUCUUGGGCAAGCGCUUUGGGGACUGGCGUUUCUCUUGGUCCUACAUACUGGGCUGGGUGGCCAUGCUAAUGACCUUCUUUGCAGGGAUAUUCUAUAUGUGCGCCCACAGAAUGUAUGAAUCGAGAAGAGUGGUUGGGCCUCGCUAAGCAGAAGCACCAGUUUCUUCACUGCAAACAGAGGACUUUUGUACCAAGAAGCUCAGCUUUCCACUGCAACACUAAAUGAUUUCAGACACUAUCUUGAAUGACUUCAUGGACAUAAAAAUAUUUCAGUAACUGUUCAUACAUAAUAACAGUGUAAAUAACAGAACACAUCCUCUACAGAAAACACGAAUGAAUGUGCAGAAGUGUGUUCUCUGUAGAGGAUAUGACUUAUUUACAAUUCAUACAUUAUACAACUCAUGUAAUUUGACCAGUGGUUUUCAAACCGUUGCAUAAAACUGUAUGUAAACAUUAGAUACUGUAUGUAUUGCUUGGAUUAAUGCAGUUUUUAUCUGGUUCCUUUGGUUUACAAUGCUAUUUUAAUUAAAUCAGUUUUCCUCUGAUCUUAUGCAAUUGGGUGAACUGAACUGAUUUUUUAAAUAAAGAAACUUUUUUGUUUUUAGA